Molecule: messenger RNA, 1278 nt
Organism: Amorphotheca resinae ATCC 22711
Lineage: Eukaryota; Fungi; Ascomycota; Leotiomycetes; Helotiales; Amorphothecaceae
Exons: 2
Coding region: 1-1278 (425 amino acids)
Biological process (GO): maturation of SSU-rRNA
Cellular component (GO): cytoplasm
Source: RefSeq, a predicted model, not a curated record
AUGGCUCCAUAUGAUAGCGACUCAUCUGAUGGUGAGGACAACGACUAUACGGUGACCAACGUCCUGCUGGGUUAUUCGUCCGAAGAAGCAAAGGACGAUACAAUCAGCCAUCUUGGAGGGAGACCAACCUGGAUCGACCCAUCUACCCCGCCAUCGGCCGCCCUCGCGAGAUGCAAAGUGUGCCAUGAUAUCAUGGUCCUUCUCUUGCAGUUAAAUGGAGAGCUCCCCGAUUUCCCAGGACACGAGAGACGACUGUACGUCCUGACAUGCCGGCGCAAGACCUGCAGGCGUAAGGAAGGGAGCGUGAGACUGUUGCGCGGGGUCAGGAUAUCAGAACCUCCAAAGGAGAAGAGGAAGGAGAACGAGAAGGGACCAAAGCAAGAAACACAAGCACCAAAACCAGCCAUUAAUAUUGGAGAGACCCUAUUUGGCGCAAAGCCUCUAUCAGAUCCAGCCUCCGCAAACCCAUUCUCAACGAACGCAACAAGUUCGACUUCUCAAAACCCCUUCUCAACAUCUUCCUCAAAAGCUUCCAGUAAUCCCUUCGCAGCUGCAGGUCUGCCAUCACCAUCAGAGCUAGCAGCCAAGCCACCCCAAUCCCCAGCCUCGGACCUUCCGAAGACCUUUGCAUCUGCCCUCUCCCUCAACAACGACGCUCCCAAAUUCGGACCGCCGCCACCACCCGAACCGUGGCCCCAAGAAUCCGAGCUUCCUCCCCCAUACCCGCUCUACUAUCUCGAUCCCGACUACGAGGAACUCGACAAGAUAGAAGACGUCCCCAUCCCAACCCCGACCAUGGAUCUUGACGAAGGCGGCGGCUCCGGCGGCAACCAGAAGGAAGACAAGGUCGUCUACGAAAGCACGAUUGACAAGACGUUCCAGAAGUUCGCGGACCGGCUGGCGCAGAACCCAGAGCAGGUUCUCCGGUACGAGUUCAAGGGACAGCCCUUACUAUAUUCGAAAAACGACGCCGUGGGGAAGUUACUGGCAGGCUCCUCGGCGAAGGAUCAUGCGAAGGUCACGACGAGCGGGGGAAGUGGGAAUGGGAUGCCGAGAUGUGCGAACUGUGGGGCGGGCAGGGUGUUUGAGCUGCAGCUGACGCCGCAUGCCAUUAUGGAACUGGAGAGAGAUGAGCCGGGCAUUGAUGGUAUGGAGUGGGGAACCAUCAUCUGUGGUGUCUGUGAGAGAGAUUGUCAGCAAAAGGGGGUGGACAAGGGCGUGGGGUAUGUGGAGGAAUGGGCAGGUGUGCAGUGGGAAGAGCUUAGUGAGAGAAGAUGA